UAAAAAAGUGUAGAGAAACGGCGUUGGACGGCAUCGGUGUAUAAUGGCGUGUUAUUAUUGAUCGAAUUUUUGACAGUAUUCCGCCAUGAAGUUAUCAGUUGAUGGCACGAUUCUCUUAAAAUUAAUUUGCUUAACUUUUUUUGUUGGUGUUCAAAGUAACGACGGUGAAACGAGUAAAGAAUGGUUUAAAAUUGAAGGUAAAGUGCAAGCACCAGAUGCCUGGGCUAGAUUGAAUCCAGACUGGAAAUUGCACACAUAUGUCCUAAUAGAUGGCGGCGAAUAUCGAGCGUUUCUUAGGGAUGAUGCUUCAUUUUCAGUGAGUGUGCCAAGUGGUUCGUAUGUUGUGGAAGUUUCCAAUCCUACAGUUUUCUACGAGCCUGUAAGGGUGGACAUCAACUCCAAAGGGAAAUUCCGUGCCAGGAGAAUCAAUCACAUACAACCAAGCGCUGUUAGUCAAAUGACUUACCCUUUAAAAUUCAAGCCUGGAAUGCCUUAUCGUUACUUUCAGCAGAGAGAACAGUGGAGGAUAACUGAUCUUCUCUUCUCUCCAAUGGUUCUUAUGAUGUUCCUUCCAUUGAUUCUCAUCUUCAUAUUACCCAAGAUGAUGAAUGAUCCAGAGACGAGAAAGGAAAUGGAAAAUAUCCAAAUGCCUAAAUAUGAGAUGCCUGAGAUGAGUGAGAUGCUGACAUCAUUGUUUGGAGGUGGUGAUGCUAAGAAGACAACGAAAAGCAGCGGCAGCAAGGGCGUGGUCAAGCGCAAAUAAAAAAAAUUAAUCUAAAUUAAGAACUUGACAAAAAAAGUCAGUGUAAAAUUAUAAUAAAGACAAAAAAUAAUAAACAAAAAUUUGAACUGAAAGAAAUUAGUGUGAGAAAGGGCUAACAAGGCUGCCAUUGUAUUUUGUGUGUAUGUCGUUUGUUAAUUCAAUUAACAGCAUUUUUUGUUUUCGAAUUUCGAAUCAGUCAGCAGAAGAGGAACGGGACAGCUCUAUACACGAUAGUGAAGAGAGGCAGGAGAAAAAAAAAUAACAUCGUUGUUAUAUCUUCCAAUUAAAAAAGAUAAAGAGACAGAAAAAAAAUAUAACGAACCACAAGUUCGAAAAUAGUCGAGUUAAAUUGGGGGCUAAAUCACACAGCUACCUAGUUCCUUUUUUAAUGCAAAACUCGUUUUUGAUUGCCUCGUGUAGUGUCAGCUCUCAAAACUCUUUUAAGCUUCUUUUUUUGUUUAGAACAGCUGAAAAAUUAUUUUCCUUUUUUUUGUCUGUGUUUUGUUUGUUUAAACAUUAAAAAAGGAGGCGGUGGGCAAAGGAGGGUCAACAUCGAAGAAUAUGUAUGU
Molecule: messenger RNA, 1332 nt
Organism: Daphnia pulicaria
Lineage: Eukaryota; Metazoa; Arthropoda; Branchiopoda; Diplostraca; Daphniidae
Gene: EMC7
Product: ER membrane protein complex subunit 7 homolog
Exons: 4
Coding region: 86-763 (225 amino acids)
Cellular component (GO): EMC complex
Source: RefSeq, a predicted model, not a curated record